Messenger RNA from Lytechinus pictus (painted urchin), 4930 nucleotides. RefSeq names its product syntaxin-17-like. Lineage: Eukaryota; Metazoa; Echinodermata; Echinoidea; Temnopleuroida; Toxopneustidae. The coding region runs from base 203 to 1237 and encodes 344 amino acids. The transcript has 7 exons. The record is from RefSeq and is a predicted model, not a curated record.
ACUGAAUAUGCGGGAUUUCCCACGAACGAUUUCGUAAACAAAGCUAAGCUCGGCCUCCAUCCUCAGACGAAAUUGUGAGCUUUUCCUCGUAUUUAUAACAUUUCUUAAAAACCGUUAGUGCACAGAGCGUUAUUGGAUACUGUGAUGGACAGGGAAUAACAUAUGACACACCAAGAAUCCCCUUGCCUAGCCAUGCAGAGCAAUGGCAGAGUUUGGUGAAAUCCCAAAUUGUAGAGACGAAGAACCCUCAGACAUCAUGAAACAGCCCAUCAAGAAGCUUGAACCUGCAAUCAACAGGUUCACCAAGAUUGCAAUACCACUGGACCUGGAUAGGCUUGCCAAUCAUUGCAGAAACAUCCAGAAGUUUCAACAACUACAGCAAUGGGACAAGCUCAGAGUAGAGCAGAUUAACGCCAGAAGAACAGUACAACAACUCAAAGCCAAUGUCAGAGAGAUGGAGAAGGUGAGAUUACAGGUCAAUGAAGAUGACCUGAAGUCCUUUGAUGAUCAGGUCUCACCGGUCAAAGAAGAGGUCAUCCAGGCUGUAGUCAAGGUCAUUGAACUCUGUGGAGUUGAGACCUCACCGUUAGACCCACCGGUCAUGACCCAGUCUCUGACAGACUCACUACUGAGUACUGAUGAAGGUCUUAGAUCCAGAUUUAGACAUUCAAACUCACUUGGAGCAAGCAGCCAUAGUUCUUCCAUGGAAUCUUCAGAUGCCGUCCCAGAAAACUUAUCUCAAGAAUCUAGUGAAGCACAUCAUCUGCUACAACAACAGGAACAACAACAAACUCAAGAGGAUAUGAUGCCAUCACAGCAAGUUCAAGAUUCAUGGGAUAUGCUGAAGAAUGAGCUUGUGGAACUGAACAGUCUCACACAUGAGUUUGCUGCUCAAGUACAGGCACAGCAAGAGCAAGUUGACAGUAUUCAAAACAACAUCCAAGUUGCUCAUACAAACAUCAAAACUGGUGUGAAACAUCUCUUGAAGGCAUCUACCUAUAAAGCUGCUAUGCUACCAAUAGGUGGCGCUCUCCUGGGAGGAAUAGUGGGCGGCCCUGUUGGGAUUGUAGCUGGAAUGAAGGUUGGGGCUGCUGCUGCUCUUGGGGGUGGGGCUAUAGGAUUCCUGAGUGGACGUGCCAUCAAAAAACGGCAAGAGAAAAAGAUCCAGAUGGAGAUGUCAGUUCUCACUAAUGGAACUUUAGAGGGCAGUGUUGUAGAAUCAAGGAAGGAUAAAUGAACGAGACAGAAACUCCUACGCUUGAUGACCACAAGGAAAGUUGAGAUACUGUAUCAGUUGGAGGCAUCUGCAACUUGUAAAUGACUGUGAGUGUGCUGGCCCUAUUAAUGCUUAAAUUAUCGUCAUCAUCAUGGUGAAUGGGGCAGCUCAACAUCAAAGACGUCACAUGAGAGACUGCGUUAUAUGAUUUUAUUAGUACGAUGGUCAGUAAUAAGGUCAUUUGACAUUCAAAGAAUUUAUUCCUCGAAAUUAGAGCGCAGAACAUUAGCUUGGCUAAAGCCAGGGUAAGUAUGCUGCAUUUAUUGUAGAGUGCCCAGAGGUAUUGGGCAAUAUACAAGCAAGUAUAAUUAUGAAUUAAGAUUUAUUGAAAUAAGUUGGCUGCAGCUGAUAUUCAGAAAUCAAUCAUAAUUCAUAACUGAUGGAGAGAUUCCAUCAAAGCAACAUCGUUCGGAGUAAAAAGUGAAAUCUCAGUGUAGAGGGAAUAUUUAAUGUAAAAGUCCUGUCAUAAUGAGGUACCGGAACUUUUAUUUUAUUUCUUUUAUUGAUUUACCUGAUUUUGUUGGAUUCUUGUACUAAGAGGACAAAUUUGAAGGCCACAAUGAUCUGUUGAUACAUCUAAUGAUCAGCCUCAUCAAACGAAAAGUUCUUUUAAAAGAUGUUAGCAGUUUUCGUUCUGUAUCAAAUUUGUUAUAGUCCUAAAAAAUCUUGCAGUGCUGAUUUUAUUCUCCCCACGCCCCUUCAUUUGCUCCAGCUUUGUAAAUAAUAAAGGAAAAUGAUAUGAUAUAUCUCACUAAGGGCAUAAUGACAAAGAAGUGGAUAUAAAAUGCACAGCUUCAAAUUUUACCACCAAAUUACUGUGUUAGACCAAAGAACAUCCCUUCAAUGUUAUUAUAGAACCAGUCAGAACAUGCAAAUACAAAUGUUACAAUAUCUCCUUGGUUUAUGCUUCAGAUGCUAUCAGUGAAGUUGCAAAAUUAAGAGCUGUGUAUUUUAUCUUCUCUUUUUGUUCCCUGUGUUUAUAAUGACUAUUACAUCCAGAAAUAGAGCAUGAUGUCAUAUUAUUUGAUGCACAAAAAAUUUGGAAUUGAUACCAAUGAAAAGGCUCUUUGAUAAAGACCACAUGAUAUUAUUUACAAUCCUUCCUUGGGUACAUCUUAACCAAGAACUUUUUUAUACCUGUGCAAUUUUUGCAACAUGCUUGGUUUGUUCCUUGUUGAAUAUGAUUUUUCUGUGUUUUAUAGUGUUUAAGUUUUCUUUGAGUAACUGAUUUUCCUUUUCUGUUGAAAAUAUCCAUUGAGCAUAUACAUGUAUUGCAAGAGGUAUUGUCCUUUAAUUGGUGCUCGUGUUGCAACCCUCGUAGCCAGAGUAUGUCGAUUUACAAUUACUCUUAAAAGUAAAGCAUUGUUUUAUAUUACUUUAGAUGUCAAUGUGUGUGUAUCAGUUAGUUAUACAUGAACUUCAUAUUAUACAAAAAGCAGUGCAUUGAACUGACUAUAUAUGAUUUUGUCAAGCAUUUAAUUGGACCCUUUUUUCAGCUUUAUUCCUAAAAUCCUUACCUAAUACCCCAUAGAUUCCUGAAGAUUUUGUUAUUUGUGAUAGAUGUACACACAAAUUAUAGUAGAAAAUUGGUGCAAGGUUUAACUUAAUCAAUUUUGGUUGUUCAUGUAUAUUUAUUUAUUUAGUCAUCAUAAGAUUGAAGUUUAAGAACAUCAUAGCAGUAGUCCAAUAUACAUAAAAAUCAAUCUUAAGAGAGUAACGAAAAUCAAUUUUGGAGACAGAUUAUUUCAUUCAUACUUCAUAUUUUGCCAUUAUGCUGUACUAUGUGGCAUUCCUGAACACUUUCCUGCACUCAGUAAACAGAAAGCAAUUGGAAGUAGGAAGGAUUUGUACAAUUGAUUGUAUUGAUAAUUAUAUGCAAUCACAUAACACAGCUUUUUAUUACAGGGCCAUGAAACCAACAUGAUUUAUAUUUUAUUAAUAUCCCAUGAAGAAUUUACUUUUAUCCUUUUGGGUAAACACCACUCUCUUUGGCACCAAACCAAACCUUACAUAUUCCAUAAUAGAAAACUUUUUUUUUUAUAAUGUUAUUUUUGCAAAUGUUUUACUAUUUUAUUCUUUCUGAAAUAUUUAUGAUGAGUAUUCUGUGAACAUGUGGUCACUAUAAUGUCACUGUCAAUGACAGGGAUGUGAUUGAAUGAGAAACCUUUAGCACCAAAGGCAAUUUGUAAAAAAUAAACUCUUUGCAGAUUAAUUUGAAAUUCGAUUUAUAAUAUAUGUGAUUUUAUUGCUAUUUCCAUGCAUUAACAUUUUGCUUAACUUUCGAUAGGUAUACAUAUUUGUGAAAUGAUUAAUGUGUAGCUAAAAUUAAGCACAUUUACUUUGAAUGUUUGUUCUUGACUGUUGAUUCAGCUGUCAGAAUCAUAGAAGAUUUUGAAUUUCCCAUUGCUGCACUUGACAAUAAAAACCAAACUUGUGAAUAUGCUAAAGAAAUUCAAAUCUUUCUAGAUAUCUGUAAACUGACUCAAGAGCUGAUUUAGUAUGUGUAUUAAGUCAUCAGAAUAUAUAGAUCAUACUGCAUGCAGUAGAGGCACCGAAUACAACCAUUUAAGAUUUUUUGUUCUCUAUUUAGUCUCAUGUAUUCAUAUUUUGAUGACCCUAUAAACCUUUGUCAAACCAUGCUUUCCACUGCUAAGAAGCCUCCCCCCCCCCCCCCUUCCCGGGCAUAUCCUAGGAUGGUGUAGAUGUACAUGAGUUCUCAUAGAGAUUAGCAAUAUAAGAUGGAUAACAGAGUUGCCAAUUUAUCUGGCUAAUUUAGGGCAUCAAGGUAAUCAAGUGAGCCUUGGUAAAAUUAAGCAGGGGCCGCGGAAGCGGGGGGGGGGGGUGGGAUGUUCCAAAACCGUGUACAAAAACGUAAAAAUGACCAUAUGAUUGUGAUUUUUUGCAUGGUCAGCCCCCCCACUAUCAAAACCGUUCCGCGGCCCCUGUUAAGAGCCCACAUCAUUGUAUCAUUAAGUAUUUUUUUAAGAGGGUUGGGAAACUACCUGUUGACCUAAAACAAAUUUUUUGUUAUUAUUUACCAGAUUAUUUUUCUUCAAUUUAAGUAUAAUGUGUUGUCAAGACUGUACCCUAGAACUACAAAGAUCUUUAUAUGCAGCAUUCCUCAUUCCUUACUCAAACAUUGGACACUUGCCAUUAGUAUGAAGGCUUGUUCAAGAUAUGAUGUGACAAAGCUGAGACAAAUUUGGUCAAUAGGAUACUAGAUGUUAACAAAAAUGUUUAAGAAACUUCAUCCCUGAGCUUUAUAAAAGGGGGCCAAUCAAAGCCUUUAGAAACUUAGCAAAGAGAAAACCAACAUUUUGUCCACAAUUGUGCAGACAAACUCAUAAAAUGAGAGCCUGUCCUCCGUUUCUUGAGCGGAUGACAUUUUACCUUCCAUUAUUAGCAUAAAAGGGGUGAUUUGUCACUCUAUGUUACAAUGCUGAAAAAAAAAUUCUCACUGAGCUUUGUUGCACCAUUUUGUAACAAGGCUGAAAUCUUGCUAUGAUAAUGUUUAUUGAAUUUUACAAUAAUUAGCAAUUUGUAUUUAUUGUUGUACAUGUAUGUAUAUACAUUUACACAGGUAUACCACUGUGGUUUUGUUGCCAAAGUGCCUGUGUGAAUAUGGUCACACAGAAUAAAUUACCGUUUCAUGUA